GACAGAGACUGCCGGUGACGUUUCCGCUCAGUGGAAAGAUGUUGCUGAAUUUGACUGAGAAAAGUCGACUAUGUAAAUGUAUUUGAAGUAACUUUGAAAUGUGUUAUACUUGAGCAGGAGAGGUAUUUUGAUGUUUUAUAUAGUAACAGCACAGUUCACUACCCACGGAACUCAGCUGCAAAGUGACAGCUAUUUUAUUAGAAUUGUCAGUAAUAGCUAAACGCUAAUCAGGGCGAGCAAUUGUGAGGACUUUGGUAUGGAGCACGUUUUAGUUGGCUGUUGACAUUUUGCAUGUGUUAUUUUGCAGAUAUUGAGAAAGACCUAAACAGCCCCUGAUUUAAAAAUAAAUAAAUAAAUAAAUAAAAAUAAAAAAACCGAAUUGAAGCAUGGCAGAACGCGGGGCGCAUCUGACUACCUCGUCUCUGGAAGUGGACGACAGACCCUCCAUAUUCGAGGUGAUUGCGCAGGAGUCGCUCAUGGGGACUGUGCAGCCUGCCCUGCAGCACGUUGUGAAGGUCCUGGCAGACUCCAAUCCGGCUCGGUACGGCUGGCUGUGGAGGUGGUUUGAUGAGAUCUACGUUGCUCUCGACCUGUUUCUCCAGCAUCAUUACCUCUCUCAGACCAGCGCGUCCUUCUCUGAAAACUUCUACGGCCUCAAACGAGUAGCCCUGUGGGGGCAGGGAGUCGGGAGUCGUCUGGCUUGCAGGGGGCUUUCCAGGAGGCAUCACUGGCGCUCCCUUCUCCUGCUGGCGCUCCUGCCCUACUGCAGAGUGAAGCUGGGGAAGUUCCUAGCCAGGCUGAGGGAAGAAGAGGACUUCUCCAUUCACCUUCCCCGAGCCCCCUGGAAGAAGUUCUACAAGGCUUUCCUGGCUGCUUAUCCGUUCACCAGUAUGGUUUGGGAGGGGUGGGUUUUCUCCCAGCAGCUGUUAUAUGUGUUCGGCAGGACUUGGCAUCACUCUCCCCUGCUGAGGCUGGCUGGAGUGCGGCUUGUUAAUUUGACAGCAGAGGAUAUCCGGGCUAUGGAUCUGCAGCCUCUGUUGACUGCAGGCCCUGGGACUAACCAAAGUGCUCAUGAGAAGCUGAGACUGUUCCUGAGCCAAGCGGUGGGAGGAGUGGCUUUCUCCCUGUCGACUGGCCUCUCUGUGGGGGUGUUCUUCCUUCAGUUUCUGGAGUGGUGGUACUCCUCUGAAAACCAGGACACCAUUAAAACUCUAACCUCCCUCCCCACGCCUCCACCUCCUGUGCACCUGGACGAGCAGACCGAUCAGCUGACCCUACCCAAACACCAGAGUCUCUGCCCACUGUGCCACAAAACCCGCGCCAACGAUACAGCCCUGGCUACCUCUGGCUAUGUGUUUUGCUACCGCUGUGCUUACACCUGUGUGAAACGGCAGCAAAGGUGCCCACUGACUGGGUACCCAACGGAACUACAGCAUCUAAUAAAGCUGUAUAGCCCGGAUGGGUAAAAAAGCCCACAGUAAUAACAAGCAUGUUAGUAACCUUCGUAAUGUGAAAUUGGAGCCAACAGUAACACUGCUGUAUGCAUGUGUAAUGAUGUAAGUUUGAUACACACAAGUGUCACUAUUUGCCCUCAGAUUCUGAUACGCUCUGUACUUUGUGCUAAAAAUGACCUUUUCAGGUUUCUUUAUAACUGGAUAGAUAUUGUAAAAAUCUAAGUCACAGAUAGCUUCCAUACACCCCUAGAUUAUGAUCCACUCAAUAACCUUCUGAAGCACCUUAACUCCGAUUCAUUAGCACCGGACAGUUGUAGAUACAGGCAGUGUGACAUACACUCUGUCUCCAGUAGGUCUAACAUUAGAUUUCCCCAGAAGAGAAAAAAAGUUCUACUGUGUUUUUAUGUGCUGUAGGAUGGCGUUUUGUUUUAGCCAAUUUUUCUUUAAAAUAUUCCAAAUAAGGUUCCAGUAACACCAGUAAUACAGAUGCAGACAUGUUCACGUAAUUAAAUCAUAUGUAACGGGACUAUUGUUCCUAGAUUAGUAAUAGAUUGAACAAAAUACAUUUCUAUUUCAUUUGAAAUAAAAAAUGUGUAGACAUCUUUAUUUCUAAAAAAUAUUAAUCCAUUUAAUAAGUGCAAUAAGACACUCCACUCCUGGGUGUUAGGUGUGCUAGAAUAACUUCCAGGGGCUGAAGGCAUAUCCAACACCCUGUUGUGUCAUAUUUCUUACAUAGAGUGUGUGUGUGUGUGUGUGUAUGCAUCUCACUCUAAACAAAUCAGAACAAAUGUGUAUCUUUUUCAUAAGAUACAAAGUACUGUGGGCAUUACUGACUGAUAUGCAAUCCUUAAUUGAGUCUCCCAGUCUGUCAGAGCUUUCACACCUGCCUUGAUGGUAAUAUCAGAAACUGAUGAUUUACUCUAAUAGAUGCAAACAUGAGGACCUUGAAGUUACUGAAAUCAGCACUUCCAAAACCCUACAUUUCCCAUUUCCCCUAGUUUUGAUGGAACUGUAGGAUAUCAGAACAGAAACACACAGUUGUGCUUUGUUUUUUGAAUAUAUUUUUGGUGCUGGAAAGAGAUACAGUUCUUACUUGCAAAAAUAAAACAAAGGAAGAAAACACAAGAGCACAGAAAGUGGAAGAUGACAGACAGUUAUACAGAGCCCCUUUGAAUCAUUUUGAUGCUGGCUUAAACAAAAGUGUUUUAUUGUUAGUAAUUAUAGUUUUAGCUUGAGGUUAGUAUUUUAAAACGGCUCACAACUAUGCAGAGGUGGGAAGUAAACAGUAACAUAAAAUAUUUACAGCACAGACUUCUGUAUUUAUGACUGCACAAUAUAAAGCAAAUACAAGUUUUAAAAGGUUGAAAACCCCCAAUGUGCUUCCUCCACAAUAAAUAAAACACAA
This is a messenger RNA of Acipenser ruthenus (sterlet), 2859 nucleotides long. RefSeq names its product peroxisome assembly protein 12. Gene Ontology annotation, molecular function: protein binding; ubiquitin-protein transferase activity; zinc ion binding. Gene Ontology annotation, cellular component: peroxisomal membrane; peroxisomal importomer complex. The coding region runs from base 387 to 1466 and encodes 359 amino acids. NCBI's taxonomy places the organism in Eukaryota, Metazoa, Chordata, Actinopteri, Acipenseriformes, Acipenseridae. Gene Ontology annotation, biological process: protein monoubiquitination; protein import into peroxisome matrix. The record is from RefSeq and is a predicted model, not a curated record. The transcript is spliced from 3 exons.